This is a messenger RNA of Carlito syrichta (Philippine tarsier), 1416 nucleotides long. It is a transcript of the gene TEKT1, whose product is annotated as tektin 1. Gene Ontology annotation, biological process: cilium movement involved in cell motility; cilium assembly. Bases 132 to 1388 code for a protein of 418 amino acids. The transcript is spliced from 8 exons. Gene Ontology annotation, cellular component: microtubule cytoskeleton; nucleus. Lineage: Eukaryota; Metazoa; Chordata; Mammalia; Primates; Tarsiidae. The record is from RefSeq and is a predicted model, not a curated record.
GGUUGUCAUAGAGACUGCGUUGUUUACCUCCGAGUACUGCAGUUGCUGGGAGCGCCAGGUGGGAUAAGGAGGCUCCUAUCCCGAACUUGUGUAGUAGUGCUUUGCGGCGCUGAGGACUUUGGAAACCUCAAAUGGCCAAACUACUACAACCUCCGCCCAAGUUCCUGUCCCCAGAAUGGUACAUUGCUAACAAGAGCCAGUACCACAGAGCAGAGGCCCAAAAGUCCCGAUCCGAGCGUCUGGUAGCAGAAAGCCAGAGGCUUGUGGAUGAAAUUGAAAAGACCACAAGAAAAUCUCAAAGUGAUGUGAACAAGAAACUAGAACAGAGACUUGAGGAAGUCAGGUUCUGGAAGAAGGAGUUAGAUGACAAACUUGAGCAACUUGUGACAGAAACUGAGGAUCUACUCACAUAUAAGACCAGAUUGGAAAAAGCCCUGGAGAGUUUUAAAGAACCCUUGCACAUCACUGAGACAUGCCUGGAAUACAGGGAGAAGCGUGUUGGGAUUGACCUGGUACACGGCGAGGUGGAGCAGGAGCUGAUGAAGGAGGCUGAGAUCAUCCGAGGCGUCAUAGCUCUGCUGACCCGCACCUUGGAGGAGACUUCUGAGCAGAUCAGGCUGAACCGCUCUGCCAAGUACAACCUUGAAAAGGACUUGAAGGACAAGUUUGUGGCCCUGACCAUCGAUGACAUCUGCUUUUCACUCAACAACAAUUCACCAAACAUCAGAUAUUCGGAGAACGUUGUGCGGAUUGAACCAAACUCUGUGAGUCUGGAAGACUGGCAGGACUUCUCCAACACCAAUGUGGAGAAGGCUGACAAGCAGCGAAACAACUCCCUGAUACUGAAGGCCCUGGUGGACCGAGUCCUGUCCCAGACAGCCAGCGACCUACGCAAGCAGUGUGAUGUGGUGGACACGGCCUUCAAGAAUAGGCUGAAGGAGACUAAGGCUGCCAGGGACAAGCUGGCUGUUCAUCUGGCCAAGGUCAUGGAAGAGAUUGCUUCCCAGGAGAAAAACAUUACAGCUCUUGAAAAAGCCAUCCUUGACCAAGAAGGGCCAGCCAAGUUGGCUCAUACACGCCUGGAGACCAGGACGCACCGGCCUAACGUGGAGCUAUGUCGUGACGUCGCACAAUAUAGGCUCAUCAAGGAGGUUCAAGAGAUCACCCACAAUGUUGCAAGAUUAAAGGAAACCCUAGCCCAAGCUCAGGUAGAGCUGAAAGGGCUGAAUCGCAGACAACUUGCCCUGCAGGAAGAGAUCCAGGUGAAAGACAACACCAUCUACAUCGAUGAAGUGCUGUGUAUGCAGAUGAGAAAGUCCAUCCCACUAAGGGAUGGGGAAGACCAGGGAGGCUGGGCUGGGGGACUCCGCCAUGAUGCUGUCUGCUAAGAGUAGGGCUAAUUCUAAUUCUCAUUAA